AUGCCGCCGUCCGAGACGGUCAGCACCCCGAAGAAAUGCAAUCGAUGCGGCGGGCAAGACACGGGCCCCGCCAAUUUCCUCCUCACUUGUUCCGACUGCCACAGAUCCUUCCAUCACCGAUGUCACAUUCCACCUGUGCCCGACAAGGAUAUGAUCGCGAUGCUAGAUGCUACCAUGAACAAGGAUGUCGACAACGGGAUCUAUGGGUGGUCGUGUAAGCGAUGCUCGAAGAAGAAGAGCCGGGGCGGAUCUGAGCGCGCAGUGGUCGGUUCACAGCCACCACAGCAGCUCCUCCCGAUUGUGAACACAAACGCCAUGAUUGUUGAAUCAGAAGAUGUCGAACUAGCACCUACGCCCACGGCUGUGCCAGGACUACAGCCUGCUCAAACGCUUCUCGUGGAUCGACGAGUAUCAGAUGAUUACUUCCGAAAACAUUCUCUAUCACAGCGUCCUACUGCUAGUUCCGUGGUGACUCCUUCACAGCAAACGUACGCACCGCCCCUACCUGCGCUCCCACGCUCUAGCUCGUCCUCUCGCAAUCCACCUCCUGCGCGCCCACAGCUUUCUCCACAACCAUCGCACUCUCUUCCAGAGCCCACUGCACGCUCUUCAGGAGACCCAUCGUCAGAUGCAUCGAGUUAUCGCCCCUAUGAACCUCCAUCGCAUCUUUCAGAAGCAGCGCGGUCAGCACGCGAUGGCUUCCGACAGCCAGCACCUCCCAAGAGAGGUCGACACCCGUCUGAAACAACUGCGCUUGCGAAUCGGCGGGAUUCUUGGCCCCUAAACCAGGCAUCCCCCACGCGAAAUAUCGCAAAUCAGCAUCGGCUCGUUCCGCUUCACCGCCACGACGAAUCUUCCCAAUCUUCUCCUCCUCUUCCCGUCAUACGUAAGGGCUUUCAUACACAGCCUCUCGAUAUCGUGCCAAUGGACAUCGAUUCUGAUACCCCGCCGCCGCCCGAGAUCAUAUCAGUGGACAUGAAUAUACAAUCGGAAAUGCCACCACCACCACCUCCCCUCCCCGUUGACCGCGCUCCUCCUACCCCGGCACCAUCGGCACUGCCAGACUUCCGCGCCAUCACGUCCCGACUCCGCGCUGAAGGAAAACUCGACCCGCCUGACCAAGGACGCACGUUCCUCGGCCCUCCCAUCGCUUCCACCUCCGCGCAUGGCGACGCCCGCAAGUUGGACACCCCAGGCGACGCGGACGAUGACCUCGACGACCUGUACGGCCCCCUGCCACACGAGGUGCGCUCGCGCACGAUACCCCGCGAGUACACCCCGCUCCGCCCGACGCCAGACCCCUUCGAGGCCGAGGACCGCGCGUUCCGAGCGCGCCGAUUCGCGCCGCUCCCGCGAAUGACCACCGCCCGCCCGCGCUCGUGGUCGCCCGAGGCCUCCCUUCCCACUCCCAGGUCCAUGUCUCCGCGGCCGUUUGCCACCGCCAGCGGCUCGCGCUCGCAGCGGGAGCCGAAGGACUCCGCGCUAAAGCUCGAGAAGAAAUUGAUACCCGCGCGGGACUGCGAGGUGUACGCGGAUAGCAAGGAGAUGAAGGCGUUUGAGAGGCUGAUCGCGAAGCAGGUGCAGCGGGGGAAGAGGGCCGCGACCAAGGUCAAGGCGAAGAAGCGUCAAAGCGGCAGUAAAGGCCUCUUUCAGUUCGUCAAGGAGGACUGGCUGAAUAAGAAGCCGAUGUACCAGCCCGCCGCUCAAAAAGAUGGUCGUCCUGACCGACACUAG
Molecule: messenger RNA, 1734 nt
Organism: Heterobasidion irregulare TC 32-1
Lineage: Eukaryota; Fungi; Basidiomycota; Agaricomycetes; Russulales; Bondarzewiaceae
Exons: 4
Coding region: 1-1734 (577 amino acids)
Source: RefSeq, a predicted model, not a curated record